Molecule: messenger RNA, 1032 nt
Organism: Fusarium graminearum PH-1
Lineage: Eukaryota; Fungi; Ascomycota; Sordariomycetes; Hypocreales; Nectriaceae
Product: postreplication repair E3 ubiquitin-protein ligase rad18
Exons: 2
Coding region: 1-1032 (343 amino acids)
Biological process (GO): protein monoubiquitination; DNA damage tolerance
Cellular component (GO): nucleus; Rad6-Rad18 complex
Molecular function (GO): single-stranded DNA binding; ubiquitin protein ligase activity
Source: RefSeq, a predicted model, not a curated record
AUGGCAAAUGUCCACUUUGUCGUGCAACAGAGCAAGAGAACAAAUUACGAAGCAAUUGGUCAUUGGAAGAGGCUGUACAAGCCUUUGUUAGAGCUAGAUCAGACACUUUGGAGUUGGCGCGAAAAGGCAAUUCCCAAAACACGACAUCAAAACGAAAAGCCACAACUGAUCAUCACGACUCCUGUAAUUCACCAGAGGGCAAACGCCUACGGUCAUCCUCACGAUUACAGAAUACUCGGUCUUCGGCCCGUCAGACACCGCAAAUACAAUACGAUGAAACUGUCGAAGUCCCAGACAGCGAUGGCGAAGACGACAACGAUGACGACGAAUUCCAACCAGAGCCAGGACGGUCUGGUUGCAUGUCCCGUCUGCCAGGAUCGAAUGAAGGAUUGGCAGGUCUUUACGCAUCUAGAAUCAUGCACUGGGCCAAAGCCGAAACCGCAGCAGAUUGUGCCCAGCGUUUCCAGUCCAAUAUACAGUCAACAACGACAGCCUACAAAGGCGCCCGACCGACUUCCUACAAUCAAUUACUCUAUGUAUAAAGAAACGGCACUGCGAAAGAAGAUGGCCGAUCUUGGCAUUUCUAAUCAGGGACCCCGCGCUCUACUUGAGCGACGACACAAAGAAUGGAUGACAAUAUGGAACUCAAACUGCGACGCUGCGCAACCUAGGACGCGCCACGACUUACUACGUGAUCUAAACGUUUGGGAAAACACACUAGGAGCACGGGCUCCGACAACAGGGCGGGCUGUUCAAAACGCGGCUAUUAUCAAAGACAAAGACUUUGAUGGCGCAGCAUGGGCCGCUAAACAUGACACAUCCUUCAAAGACUUGAUCGCAAAUGCAAGAAAGACGAUGCUUGAUGCAAAGGAGAAGGCCGAGAAAGCGGCCAGAGAGACGGAGGUGGAAGAGGCUGCUAAGGCACAUUCCCAAGCACAGGAGCCAGAGGUUCCCACUCAACAGCUGACUGGGCGAAUAACUGGGCGAAUAGUCCCCAGUACAAGGGAACCACCAGGAGAAAGCUUCCAAUGA